AUGUUCCAAUAUAUAUUUAAGGAACACGUUGCCACUACAGAAGGUCUAGAGAAGUUGAAUGGUUGCUGCAACUACUGCAGUCUAAGCUCAGGAAGGACAAAUAAAUUCAUUAAACGUUCAUCUAAUACAGAUGAAAUUGGAAUGUUGAAAGAAAAUCAGGAUGAUCAUAAUUCUGAUGACGAAAUUGAGGAAACAAAUGAAAAAAUAAGAAGCACUCUUCGAGUGAUCAGAUACCAACAAUAUGAAAAUAAUAGAGUUGAAGUUGAAGCUGCAAUGAAUGCAGAAAUUGAAUCUGAAAGUACCUGGGACGAACAAGCACCAGGUACACAACAAGUAAAUAAAGAUGAUGAACAUGAAGAAAAUAUUCAAAUUGAAAAUUUGAAAAAGAAAAGAGAACCAUUAAAAAUAUGA
Molecule: messenger RNA, 411 nt
Organism: Lottia gigantea (owl limpet)
Lineage: Eukaryota; Metazoa; Mollusca; Gastropoda; Lottiidae
Exons: 3
Coding region: 1-411 (136 amino acids)
Source: RefSeq, a predicted model, not a curated record